This is a messenger RNA of Siniperca chuatsi (mandarin fish), 1836 nucleotides long. RefSeq lists its product as uncharacterized. The coding region runs from base 138 to 1250 and encodes 370 amino acids. Gene Ontology annotation, biological process: D-serine catabolic process. NCBI's taxonomy places the organism in Eukaryota, Metazoa, Chordata, Actinopteri, Centrarchiformes, Sinipercidae. The record is from RefSeq and is a predicted model, not a curated record. The transcript is spliced from 10 exons. Gene Ontology annotation, molecular function: D-serine ammonia-lyase activity.
CCACCGCUGCUUUACAUCAGUGAAUGACCGUUUCCGGUAAAGAGGUUUGACCACUCACGGACACCGUAAGUGUAACGUGACCGGAAUAUCCCGCAUGUCGGGGAGAAAUUAGAAUCACUGCUAAGCGUGCUGCCAGUAUGGAGGGAGAGGCCCUCUCCGCCCUGUGUACCCCUGCUCUGGUGGUGGAUGUGAACAAAGUGAAGAGAAAUGCCCAGAGGAUGAUCGAACGCUGUCAGAAGCUGGGGGUCCAGCUUCGGCCACACAUGAAGACCCACAAAACCCUUGAGUGUGCUGAAAUAAUGACGGGUGGAUCACGGAGGUGCAUCGUGGUUUCCACACUGGCAGAGGCCUGUUUUUAUGCCGACCAAGGAUUUGAUGACAUCCUCUAUGCAUACUCUCUUCCCUUUGAUAAGGUGGAGCGCUGUGCAGCGCUGUCAGAGAGGCUGGAUCUCUUCCAACUUUUAGUGGAUCAUCCUCAUGCUCUGGAGCAGCUCAAAAAGAGACCACUGAGAGACGGUCGGCUGUGGCACGUCUGGAUGAAACUCGACUGCGGCAACGGAAGAGCCGGUGUCCUGCACUCAGAACCUGAGGCGCUCAGAUUGGCUCAUGCUAUCGCCGAGACGGAGGGCGUGGAGCUAGUAGGGGUGUACGCUCACUGUGGGAACACCUACAACUGCAGAGGAGUGGAGCAAAUACAGGCUGUCGCCCAGGAAACCACCACCUUGACUCUGCAGUUCAUGGAAAAACUGAAGGCUGCUGGGAUCGUCUGUAAGUCCAGCAUUGGCUCCACCCCUUCCUGUAGUCACCCAGUCAAAGACAUGGCGCGGCUCAGCGAGGUGCAUCCUGGAAACUACAUCUUCUAUGACGUGCAGCAGUCUGUGAUUGGCUCGUGCAGUCUGGAGGAUGUGGCUGUGAGGGUUUUGACGAGAGUCAUCGGACACUGUCCUCACAGGAACCAGCUCCUGAUUGACUGUGGAUGGAGUGGACUCAGUCUAGACGGAGCUGGAAAACUUCCCACUGGAUAUGCUGUGAUUGAAGGACACCCAAACCUCAAGUUGUUGUCUAUGACCCAGGAGCACGGUAGUGUGGAGCCCAUCUCAGGACCGCUGGACUACAACAAAUACCCCCUGGGCUCUCUGCUCACACUGAUCCCCCACCAUUCGUGUGCAACCGCGAUGAUGCAUCCCGUGUACCACGUGCACUCUGAGGGCCGUCUGCUGGGGAGGUGGACACCAACACGCGGGUGGUGAACAGCUGUCCACCUGUUCACUCAUACAUGAGCUUGUUAGAAUAGCUAAAUGAACACUGGGGGGAAAAGGACUUCUUAGAGCAACUAAUGUCACCUGUAGUUGAUUUUAUACAUAGUGGACGUCUAUGAUUGAAUAUUCACCUCUUCUUAACCUAACACAGCAUGAUGGCCGUCCACCAUUGAGUCUGGUUCUGUCCAAGGUUUCUGCCUCUUAAAGGAAGUUUUUCCUUGCCACUGUUGCCAAGUGCUUGCUCAUGGUGGGAUUUGUUGGGUCUCUGUAAUUAAUAUUAUAAAGGGUACGGUCUAGACCUGCUCUAUAGGAAUAGUGCAAUGAGAUAACUUCGGUUAUGAAUUGGCGCUAUAUAAAUAAAAUUGAAUUGAAAUAAAUAAAUUGAAUUCUUGGAAAGAAGAGUGUUAUAUUCCAAAAUAUAAGUGUAGAAGUAUUCCAAAGCAACUGAUUAAAUAACAAAGUAUUUUACGCAGAUCUAUUCUCCAAAUGUGUUAUCUGAAUCAAUGUGGGAAAAGAAAUGUAGAAAAGAAUACCUGUAUGCUUUUAAAUGAAUUAAUAAAUGAAAGCUUUAGGACUA